UGUAAAGACAACCACCGAUUGUACCAAUGCUUGAAAUUUAAAGAUUGUAAUAACGAUAAACGAUGGGAGAUCGUAAAAACGAACCGCCUUUGCUUUUGUUGCCUUUCUCAGGGCCACAAUGUUUACAACUGUCCGCGACGUCGCGCAUGCGGCGUAUCGUUGUGCCAAAAAUCCCACAAUAAAUUGUUGCAUAAUGAGAUCGCUAAAAAUGCCAAUACUGGCAACAUCGUGCCUGCUGAGUCAGCUGUUGCCACCGUAAGCACUUGUCGCUCGCUAGUAAAUGACAAGAAGCAAUCAACGAAUGCGAAUAAGGAGAGAGCCAAUGUAAACAAAACAUUGUUGAAAUUUCUGCCUGUGAAGCUGCAUGGACCAAAAGGAAGUAUGCAGAUAAUUGCAUUUAUAGAUGACGGAGCUAAAGUAACAUUGCUUGAAGAAGAAAUCGCUAAUAAAAUUGGUCUUACAGGUAGAAGAGACUUGCUGCAUUUAAAAUGGUUUGAUGACCAAACUACAAGCGAGGUUUCUAUGCGUGCAAAUUUAGAAAUUUCAAGCGUGAAUAGCAACAAGAGAUUUGACAUGAAAGGCGUGCGAACAAUAAAAAAGUUAUUGUUGCCUCCGCAAACAUUAUGCGUAGAGAAGUUUGCGCAUCAGUUCGAAGAACUAAAUGACAUACCUAUAGAAAAUUAUUCUGAUGCAAUUCCUAAAAUUCUGAUUGGAAUGCCGCAUACGAAUUUGGUACGCCCCUUGAGUGUUGUGAAUUUCAACGAAGGGUUUACAGUACAUGAAACCAAAUUGGGUUGGACGCUAUUCGGUUCAGACGAAAAUAAUUUUAAUAAUUCUACAGUUUGUCACGUAGAUAUCAAUGAUCAGGGUAUGAAUGAAAUACAAAAACAAUUAGAUGAUUACUUUGCGCUAGAAGGUUAUGAUGUAGCAUUAAGACGACUUAAGCUUGUUGAACAAAAAAUGUUACGCGAUUCUAGUUAUGCAGAAUGGUACAAUGCGAAAAUAAAUGAAUACAUAAACAAGGGUUAUGCUAGAAAGCUAUCUUCGACUGAAUUGCCGAAUGAACGUGUAUGGUAUUUACCCCAUUUCGCCGUUUAUAAUGUAAACAAGGGCAAUAAGCCUAGACUUGUGUUUGAUGCCGCCGCUAAGAUUAACGAUGUUUCACUGAAUUCUAUGCUUAUGAAGGGUCCAGAUGAUUAUCAACCACGACCUUUACAAUCAAUUUUGUUUAAAUUCCGAGAGGGUAUGAUAGCCGUUUGUGGAGACAUUAGAGAAAUGUUCCACCGCAUUAAUAUUAUUGAGGAAGAUCAAAAUUUUCAACGUUUUCUUUGGCGUAAAGGUGAUACGUCAAGGCCGCCGGAUGUGUAUAUAAUGAAGGCUAUGAUUUUCGGUUCGAUUUGUUCUCCAUGCUCUGCUCAGUUUGUUAAAAAUCUGAAUGCGUUAAAAUUUAAACAUGAAGAUCCGCGGGCAGUCGAAGCUAUUAUCAACCGUCACUACGUUGAUGAUUACGUGGAUAGUUUUCCUGGGGUUGACGAGAGCAUAAGCGUAACGAAAAAAGUGAUUGAGAUUCACAGCAAAGCUGGGUUUGAGUUAAGAGGUUUUAUAUCCAAUUCUAGCGAGCUAUUGAGAGCUAUAGAUUGCAAUACGGAGUAUCAGGGUGACUCGAAGAAUAUGUGCGGUUCAGAAUCUGCUUACGAAAAGGUACUUGGCAUGCACUGGAAGGCCAAUUGUGAUGUAUUCUUUUUCAAUUUAGUGUUUGCGAGAGUACCGAAGUCAGUCUUGGAUGGUACGCGCCGACCGACAAAGGCUGAAUUGUUGGGUUUAACAAUGUCGAUUUUCGAUCCAUUCGGCUUUCUCGCUAACGUUACGUUGGUGCCAAAAAUUUUGUUACAAAGAUUGUGGAAGUUGAAUAUUGGUUGGCAUGAUGCAAUACCUGUUGAUAUCUACGACAAAUGGUAUCAGUGGUACACAAUGCUCGACAACUUAAGCAAGCUUAGCAUCCCUAGAUGUUACGCUACCGCUAUCUUUAUGCCAGCUAUAUUGCUCGAGUUUCCAAUGAUUCCAGCGUCCCUGGAGACUUAG
This is a messenger RNA of Rhagoletis pomonella (apple maggot), 2082 nucleotides long. RefSeq lists its product as uncharacterized. NCBI's taxonomy places the organism in Eukaryota, Metazoa, Arthropoda, Insecta, Diptera, Tephritidae. The record is from RefSeq and is a predicted model, not a curated record.